This is a messenger RNA of Doryrhamphus excisus (bluestripe pipefish), 1082 nucleotides long. RefSeq names its product mitochondrial ribosomal protein L17 (gene mrpl17). The record is from RefSeq and is a predicted model, not a curated record. Gene Ontology annotation, molecular function: structural constituent of ribosome. Gene Ontology annotation, cellular component: mitochondrial large ribosomal subunit; ribosome. Gene Ontology annotation, biological process: translation. Lineage: Eukaryota; Metazoa; Chordata; Actinopteri; Syngnathiformes; Syngnathidae.
UUUUUUGUAAAUCUAGCAACAGAGGACUGAUACACGUAUCUGAUUAGAAAGAAGUUCUAAAAAAUAACAGCAGCGGAAGUCGCACGACUAAGGGAAAAAAGAUUAAAUGACGGCUCGUGGGAAAAGGGAGCUAAAAUCCUUUCCUUUAGAAUAUAAUUCGUUAGUCUGUCAAACAAAUGCGUAGUUCUAACCUUUAAAAAUUACUAUUUUCAGAUAAAUACAAAUAAUAUAUAUUCGAUAAUUUACGUGAUAAGAAAAUCGCUUGUAGCGAGAAUAAAGUUGUUUUGUUAGGCGGAACCUUUACUCCCAUGUUAUGGAUUUCAACACGGACACGGUUGUCGACGAGCAGUCAAUGUCACAUGAGCUAAACUAUACCUUAUUUAAUGACCUCGGGGAUUGAAUCUACAUAUGUUUUUGUGUUUUACUAGAUUUAAAUUAUUGUGUAGUUCUCUUCCUUUGUGUGUUUGAUCCACUUUGAUUGGCGGACUGGAUGCGAAACUAAGAGGACAAGAUGCGCAUCACUUUGCAAAUGUUGAUCUCCCAUGGCCGAGUGGCCAGAAGAAUGGGUAUGGGACCCAAGUCCCGGAUCGACAUGCUUCGAAACAUCUUGACCGGGUUGGUCCGGCAUGAGAGGAUAGAAACCACGGCGGCCCGGGCUGAUGAAGUCCGCUUUUACGCCGAGAAGCUGAUUGACUACGCUAAAAAAGGAGACACGGAUGAGAAGGCGAUGAAAAUGGCUACUUUUUGGCUGACUGAGAAGGAUCUGGUCCCCAAGCUCUUCAAGGUCCUGGCUCCGCGGUUCGAGCCCUACUCCAACGCCUACACCCGCAUGGCUCGCAUCCCCAACAGACAGAACCUGGACCGGGCUCAUAUGGCUGUGCUGGAGUACAAAGGCAACCCUUUACCUCCUCUUUAUCCCGUCAAGAAAAAGAAUGAACUGACUCUCAUCAACCAGCUCCUCAAAGCCUACAAGGAGGACAAGGAGCAGAUGGCAACAAAUCCACACGGAUGCAUAAACUGAAAACAUGGAAGUAGGAAUGGACUGUUUAAAAAUGUUAAUAAAUAUUUCCUAUAUGACAGAA